Molecule: messenger RNA, 2729 nt
Organism: Ricinus communis (castor bean)
Lineage: Eukaryota; Viridiplantae; Streptophyta; Magnoliopsida; Malpighiales; Euphorbiaceae
Product: importin subunit beta-3
Exons: 10
Coding region: 479-2719 (746 amino acids)
Biological process (GO): protein import into nucleus
Cellular component (GO): cytoplasm; nucleus
Molecular function (GO): nuclear import signal receptor activity
Source: RefSeq, a predicted model, not a curated record
GCUAAAACUCAUUUAAUUAAAAUAUAUUUCAACUAAUAAUUUUUUAAAGACUUCAGUAAUAAGUAAAUUUAAUUAAAAAGAUAUACCUGCUUUGUGUUAGUCAAUUAAACUUGCAAUUUUAAAUAUGAAAAUAUAUAAUUUGGCUUUUAAUUUAGUAUCCUAAAUUGCGUUGCUUGCGAGAGCAUUUAAAAAAUAACUUCUAAUCUGUAAAUGGCAUAUGAAGAAUCUCAUUCAGAAAAGUAAUUACUCCAAAUAUAGCUAAAAGUAAUCAUAUUUCAGAUUAUUUUCAGAUAAUUAUAAAAGAAGAAAUCCAAAAGUUCUUAAACCCUCUAAUUGUAGACCCCCAAUUUUGUCUUAAACCUCACUUCCAAACGCUCAGAAAAAAGAAAAACAAAGAAAGAAAAAGAAAAAUAGAACCCUUUUUCAUUUGCCAAAGGAUUUGAUAACAAAUUCUGAAAGAUUACUACACAAUACCCAGAUGGAAUCUUCCCAUUUCUCAGAGCAAUUGCAAGAACAAGCAUUUGAAAUAUUACGCUCAAAUGAUAUCAGACCAAUGGAAACCCUUUUUUCUUUUCUCUUUUCUAAUCAAGAAUCACAAAGAUCUCAAGCUUAUAAUCUCCUCCUUUGUGGUAAACUUCACCACCCAUGUCUUCUCUUUAUAAAGCUUUUAUUCAUGAUUAGAUAUGCCACUGACAUUGAGACCCGUGCAAAUACUGCCCAUGUUCUCAGGUUUGUGCAAGUUCAAAACUUGUGGCCUAAGUUAUCUCCUUCAGCUCAAGUAAAUGUGAAAACCCAGAUUCUUGAUUUCAUUAAAAUAGAGGACUCCAUGUUUGUUUUAAGGAUUGUUUGUGGGUUUCUGUCAGAAUUAGUCGGUGAGAUUUAUAAAUGCCAAGGUGAAUGGAAAGAGUUUCUUGAAUUUUUAGCGGGGUCACUUGCAUUAAAUAUUGAUAAGUUUCAAGAAACUGCUUUAUUGGUGUUUGCUAAUUUGCCUAAUGAUUGUAGGAGGACUAUUUGUGAAGCUUUAUUUACUCGAAUUGAUCUUUUACAUUUGGGGCUUUUGCGUUCAUUGAGUUCAGAAAAUGUUGAUGUAAAGGUCGCUGCUUUUGGGGCUGUGGUUAGUUUAAUGCAUUUGUUUUCAAGCUCCUUAGAUAUUGACAGGUCAAACGACUUGACGCGGGCGAUGAUGAUGGAAGUGUUUGAUUUGUUGAAAUGCAAAAAAGAGGAUUGCGCUCAAAAGGGUAUACAGGAAUUAAUUAAAUUGGUGAUGGAAGAGCCUCAAAUCUUGAAACCUUAUGUGAAUUAUUUGGUGUUGCACAUGCUUAAGAUUGCUGAGAGUGGAGUUCUUAAAGAUGAAACAAAAAAUUGUGCAAUUCAGUUUUUGAUGACCAUGUUAGAAGCAGACGAUUUGGCACCAGCAUUUCAGAUCCUGCCUUCUGAAAGUAUGGCGGGGUUGUUCAGUAUUCCCAUGAGAAUGCUUCUUGCCAUCAAAGAUGAGGCUUUGAUGGGAAGCGUACAGGAAGAUGAUGCAGGGAAGACAGACACCUAUAGCUAUGGACUUAAGUGCUUGAACCAGAUUUCAAUAGUUUUAGGUGGAAAGAAUAUACUACCCAUUGCUUUUGAACUUUUACCAAUUUAUAUGAACGCAUUAGAAUGGCAGAGACGUCAAGCAGGAUUAACCAUGCUUGGUGUGAUAUCUAAGGAGUGCUCAGCUGAAAUUAUAUUGACUGAAGAUUAUUUGGAGCAAGUUGUGAACACGAUUUUGACAUCAUUUCAUGAUUCCCAACCCCAUGUUUGCUGGGCAGCUUUUCAUCUUAUGCAACUAGCUACAGAUUUGAUUGGUGCAAUUCAAAUUAUUCAUCAUCGGAGGAUUCUGCCUGCACUUGUUGCUGCACUUGACAAGAAACAAUAUCCUAGAGUAGAGGAAGAGGUUGCCUCUGCAGUGCUCUCUUUUGUAAAGAGCAUCUCUCGAGAUAGCUUGACUAUAUUCAUCGAUUUGGAUAAUUUAUUGAGAAAACUGCUUGCACUGCUAAAGGAUAAUAACAGAAGUGUCAGAUGCACAGCCAUUGCAUUGCAUACUUUCAAUGUAGUGGCAACACAGCUGCCUGGAGUAUGCAUCAAGUAUUCUGCUCAUUAUCUUCCAAUUUUGUUAGAAGCUUGCACCAACAUGAAUUCAGAAGUUAGAAAGGAAGCUACUGGUGGAAUUCGAAUUUGCGCAGAAUUUGGUGGAUCGCAAUUCAGAUAUUUUAUUGAAAGUGCUCUUGUAAAACUAGGUGGUGUGAUUGCAUAUCCUAACAAAUCCUGUAUAGAGGAUUUAAAGGCAUCUGAUAUUGCAGUUUGUGCUAUUGGAAAAAUAUGCGAGUUUCAUAGAGACUUCGUUAGUGCAGCUAAGCUUGCUCCCACAUGGUUAAACUUCUUGCCUAUUAAAGAUGAUUUAACUGAGGCCAAAGAUGUUCACAAUCAGCUUUGUAUAAUGGUUGAGAGGUUAGACAGGGAACUUUUAGGGCACAAUUAUGAACAUCUCCACAAAAUUGUUGCUGUUUUUCUCGAGGUUAUAAGUCAAGGAAGCAAUUUAGCCACACCUCAAACAUUGAUGAGAAUGAAAGAAUUGCUAAAGCAAAUAUGGCUAAAAUUUCCACAGCCUCUGUUGAACUCAAUCUUUUUAUCAUUGACUGCCAAGCAUCAGGAUGUGCUGGCAGCUGAAGUUGACUUUACAUCCUAAACAUUGCAGA